AUCAGGGCGCGGAUGAGAUGGGUGGGUCCUGUGUUAAAGCGGUUGUUUGACUUGCAAAGCAGGCCUGGGCGCUCAGGAACGGGGCAUUGAGGGAAGGCCCUUCCCUGGGAAGUGGAAACAUCAGGGACACAGACAGUUGCUGCGCUGCUUUGUGCUGGGCUGCAGGCCUUGUCACCCACAGGCAUGAAUUAGUGAUAAGGAAUGUUUCAAGCCAUGAGGAGGUGUCAGGAUCAGACAGGCAGACGGACAGACGGCAGGACGGAUACACGGGUGGGGGCUGUGCUAGGCGGCUCGGCGGCAGGCUGGUGGAAGAUGUCGUCAGGAGCCGGUGGGAGGGGCGGAAGGCGGCUCAGGGGGACAGCAAGCAGCGGUGGUGGAGGAGGGAGAGGAGGGGCAGGGGAGGCAGAGGAAGGCCCCGUGGGGAUCCCCUUCCCUGAGCACAGCGCAGACAUCCUUGGCAGCCUGAACAAGCAGCGGCUAAGCGGCCUGCUGUGUGACGUGCUCCUGGUUACCCAGGACCGGGAGUUCCCAGCUCAUCGUUCCGUCCUGGCGUCCUGCAGCUCCUACUUCCACAAGCUCUUCACUUCCGGUGUUGCCGCUGACCAACAGAACGUCUACAACAUCGACUUUGUGGCGGCGGAGGCUCUGGGAGCGUUGUUGGACUUUGCCUACACAGCCACGUUGACAGUCAGCCAUAGCAGUGUGGCUGACAUCCUUGCCGCUGCGCGCCUCCUGGAAAUCCCACCUGUCCAGGAUGUCUGUACACACCUGCUGGACACCAAAGUGCUCUCCCCGCCGGCGGGCAUUGAGCGAAGAGAUGAAGAUGAAGAUGAGGAGGGGAAGGGCAGAGGAGGCAGGGAUCAGGGGAACCGGGUGCGGGCCCGGGAGUACCUGGAGUACUUCCAGAGAGGGGCGCACUGGAGCAGCAGCUGCAGCACGCCGGAGCUCAGGGACCUGCCCACACACCUGCACUUUAGCCACGGUAACGGUGGGGCCCCCAGCAACGGGGCUCCUGCUGGCCCCGGUGAGUACUACUCCCCCCUGGCCCUUGCUCUGGCCCAGGCCCCCACACAGGAACCAGAGGAAGAGGAUGAGGAUGAUGAGGAAGAUGAGGAUGGGGAAGCAAUGCAAGGGAACGGAGCAAGCCUGGGGUCAUCUUACUACCCUCCUUCCCAAAAUGGGCACUUCUACCUCCCCCCUGAGUCAAGGCUGGGGCAGGAGACAGAGGUGGAGGAUGGAGGUAGGGAGGUGAUGGCGAGGGAGAGGGGUUCUGCCAGUGCCCUACUGCAGCAGAUGAUGGACUCCAUCGAGAGGCAGAAGGAGCGUGCAACAACUGGGGAGGAACAGGGAGAUGGGGAUGACCCCGACAUGGAAUUUUACUUGAAUUAUUUUAACAGCUCGCAGCAUGAGGAUACAGCUUCUGCUGAUGUGACACAGGGAGUGCCGCCGCUCUGGCUAUCACGGGGCAGAGCAGGCCAAGAGAGAGUAGGAGGAGGGGAGAGGGGAGUGGGAGAGAGAGCCAGCGGGGGUGGAGGAGGAGGAGGUGGAGGAGAGAGGAAGAUGCGCUCUAAGGCCUUUCAGAAAUGCCCCAUAUGCUCCAAGGUCAUUCAAGGAGCAGGCAAGCUACCCCGCCACAUCCGAACGCACACGGGAGAGAAACCCUAUGAAUGCGCCAUCUGCAAAGUGCGCUUUACCAGGCAGGACAAACUCAAGGUUCAUAUGCGGAAGCAUACAGGAGAGAAGCCUUACCUGUGUACGCAAUGUGGAGCCGCCUUUGCUCACAACUACGACCUGAAGAACCACAUGCGCGUACACACUGGCCUGCGCCCCUAUCAGUGCUCAAGCUGCUUCAAGACUUUCGUGCGCUCGGAUCACCUGCACCGCCACCUCAAGAAGGACGGCUGCAACGGCAUCCCUUCUCGUAGAGGCCGAAAGCCUCGGGUGCGAGAGCCAGGGCUCCUCGAUGCCCCCCUGGGCCUGCUGAGCCCCGGCUCUGACACAGGCCCCGGGCCUCGUACCAUCAGGGGACGGCGGCGCUCGGAGGCGUCCUCAGCAGCAGAGGUGGAUGGGGCUGCUGGAGCUCAUGCACACAGUCCUCAGCUGCAGGAGUUGGCAGGGGAGACAGGGCCCUGAGACUGCAGGGGCGACAAGGACGCUGCUGGACACCAUAGUCACUCUGCACCGCCUGUGAGACAGGCCAGUGAACAGAGAGGAGAAAAAACAUGCAAAGGCAAACUUUAAAAAACAAACAAAACAACUAACUAUUCCUCUAUAAACCAAAUCAGGGUGUCACAAAAAUCUAAUCUUUAUAUUUCUUUCUCCUUUUACUUUUACUAGGAAAUGGAGUAGACUUGCAAGCACUUGAGUCGGUUUAUCUGUUGAAGAGCAAAGAACGCUUCAAAUCAUGCACCCAUGACGUCCACUUUCUGGGCCAUUUCUUUCUUUAUAAUAUUAGGGGUUUUAUACAUUGGCAUAUGUGCUUAGGCAAAUGUAUGAUAGAUACAAAGAAACUCUGAGCAACUAUGCAGUUGAUUUAGAUUUUUAUUGGUUUUGUCCUCACAGCCUUCAAGCUCUAAGCAAGGUGUCUAUCAAGCACCUUCUGGCUGCUGUACGGGUGAAGCGAGGACAAAUCCUCCCAGUGAAAACAACUCUUUUUCUAUUCUUUUGCAGGUCUGAAAUGUACAGUUACCAUAGAAACAACAUUGCCACAAUAUGGCAUAUGCAAGGAAAAGUCACCACAAUUUUGAUGCAACAGUUUUUUCUCUCUAAAUGUUCCAGAAAGAAUCAGACAAGGGUUUGAUUGAAGUGUUGCUUUCUCUAUAAAAUGCAUUUUAAGAAUAUAUGGUUUGUCUUAUUGAAAAACAAAUUGAUGUUGAGUCAAAUCCAUUUUAUUGGGGGCUCAUCAAUUGCAGGACUAGGGAAUAUGAGGGGUGGAGGGUUUGUGUUUUUGAAGCACUACCAUCGUCAAUGUAUUUGUUGGCUUGACUACGUCGCCUCUUAUCCCUCACAACCCUGCAAUUUCAGCAUUUCUGUUUUCCCUUUUGAUUUUGUCUUAAUUUUUUUGUCGUUCUUUUUGUUGACUGCUUCGGGUACUUGACACUUUAUAAUUGUAUACAUGUAUAUACAGCAGGUGGUGAUAUGACAUUGGUCCCCUCUUAAUGCUGAGGUGUACUUAUCGGGUUUUUCCUCCUUGGCUUGAUGUCAUAUUUCUCACUGAGUGAAGCUUGUGGGUGAACAAACUGUAUGAAUGUUUGAUGAAAAAAGAAAAGAACAUUGAAUCACCCAUUUGUCCUAAACUUAACACUUGACAUGUAUAGUUCCUGCCCAAAGGAUGAGGAGGUCGAAUGAAUGAAUGUGCUUAACUUUGUGCAGUUUUUCGGAAUCUGUCCUUGUGUGACAAGGCGCGGGUAGCAUUUAACCAAUCGCAGGUUAAAGGAAUGGCAGGGAGCCCGAGUGAGAGAUUGACAAAGAGUACGAAGAAGAGAUAGAUGAGCACCUUUUUCUAUGUUUGCACAGCUUUACUAAAGAUAUCCAACAGAGCGAGAAAGAGGUAUAUUUAAAGGAAGUGGGCUGGUGUUGGGGAGGGAGUGAGAGGAGGUUUAUGUAUCAUGCUUAUUCCAAUCUUUUUGCCCUAGGGACCACACAACCGUGAGGCAACCUGUAUGAUGAAGAGAGCAAUAAAUACCUGUCCAAGUUGGGAGGCCGAAUAGGAGCACAGCUGCAGCUGGUUGAUGGGGGAGGGGAACAGGGGAAGGGGAGGGGGAUCUCACAAUGUCUGUUGCAUUCCAAAAAAUAAUCUCCCCCAGCUCAGCCACGUUUCCAGGCAGGAGGGGAUCAAAUCAGGCCUUUUCUCUCCCUCUCUCUCCCUCUGUAGUCCUCUAAUGCCCCCGAACCAGCCUGGAGGGGAUAUUAUUAUAUUAGAGCCUGGUGUUAUUGUGGGUAGGACGCCUGGUGCUGGCAGUUUAGUGUGUGAGUGUGUUUACAUGUACGUGUGUUUGUGUACAUGUGUGUGCGUGGCAGCCAGGGUCGCUCUGGCCACAUCAUCACUGUGUGAGUCAGCCACAGCCUGUUCAAACAUGCACCCUGAGCUGCCAGCCCCAAUGCACUUUCUCUGUCUCUCUCUCUCACACACACAUUCACAGUCACUCACUGAGUCCAGGUAUCCUGUAGAGAAGGGGAAAACACCAGAGCUGACAUAUCUGUCUGAAUAUUGUUAGUGACUCCAUACAUCUGGAUUUGUUAGUCUUAAAAUAUCCAAGUUGUCUUAUUGUACUCCAAAUCCAAUGUUAUUUUCCAAACUUGCACGUUGAGCCUUUGAGUCAAGAACAGAACAUGCGUGUGAUUUAGACACCCCCCCCCCCACCUCACCCUAUAACUUCUGCAGUAGUGCUUUAGUUCAACUAUCAGUCCAUUGCACCCUAAUUGGAAAGAGGCAGGCUAUGAAUGCACUUUGUUACUGAGGAGGGCACUUUUGUCAACGAAACGGGUACUUUGAAACAAACCAGUUGCAAAUGAGAUCAGUCCUUUUGUCUGUCUGUGGUGAUGAAGUUGUGCUCCUUCACUGGUUUUGUUCAGGUUUUGAUGACGAGCUGCCAAAAAACCCAGAAAUAUAUGAGUUAAGAUCUCUAAAUGAGACUGCGGUCGGGUUCAGAUACAGGCUGGGUUUUGUGACCUUAAAAAAAACAAAAAACAAAAUUAAUCCAUGUAACUGAUUGCACUUGAAGUUAGCUGUUAAAGAAAUCUAGUGAGUUGUCUUUAUGUCUUAAUGUAAAGGAAGCGGAUAGAAGGAGGAGGCAGACAAAGAAGAAAGGGCACUGUGUGUGUGUGUGUGUGUGUGCGCGUGUGUGCGUGCGUGCGUGCAUAGUUUUUCGUGCACGUGCAUAAGCAUGUUUUGCUGGCUGGCAGGCUGGAGGGUCUCAGGACAAGCUUGGAUAAACAAACUUCGUGUCUACCCCAUCUGUUCACCAGCUUCUCUCAUAACUACACGUGUUCUCUGAGGAACCACAGUGAUAAUAGGUCCACGGUACCACAGAAGCAAAAAUACCAUAUUGUAAAACAACUCAUUGGACAGUUGCUUGUUUACUUCAUGGCUCUCUUGGUGCAGAUUUGCAUAACUCUUUGUUUACCCUUGUUGGUCAUUGUCAGGGGUUGGCUAGGUCUUGAGAGUUUUGCUUUCUAUUUUUGCCUCUCUGUUAUGAUAAAGAUGGGGUUUAUUAAUGCACAGUUUGACUCCCACAGGCAGACCAAUGUAAGCUGGAUACAGUAUGUCUACCUGGUUUGUGAUCUUUAUGUAGUGGUACUUGGUAUGGACUGCUUAAACCCAUUUUGUCUCGAAGUGAGCCCUGUGAGCCGUCUUAAACAUAUGUUUCUCGGACCUAAAUAUUUCCCCAAAAGUCUUAUGUUGUUUGUUGAUUAACCAAAGCUUUUUGCCCUCAAUCUUAGUCUACUGUUAGACUAGAGAUAUUAAAAGUAUGUCUAUAAUUUAUCCAGAAUGGGCCUCCCUGACUAAGCCACAGAUGCCCUCCUCUUGAAUACAUAUGCAGAUAAGUGUGUGUAAUCAUACAGAUAUUUACUUGAGUUUGCUUUCUCUUUGUAUCCUUGUGGACAAUAGAAUCAGAGGUUUGAGGAUGUAUUGUUUUUUUCUGUCUGUCUACAUUCGUAUUUCUUAAAAUAAGGUGUUGUGCUACAGCUAUUUUUCUUUCUAACAAUUUUACAUGGCUGUGCGUGUGUGUGUGUGUGUGUGUGUGUGUGUGUGUGUGUGUGUGUGUGUGUGUGUGUGUGUGUGUAUGCGUGUGUGCAUGUGUGUAUGCGUGUGGGAUGGGGUCGUGGUUUUGGGUUGCUGUGCCAGGAGGGUGGGGUAAAUGGGUGCUUGGGUGGGGUUAUGGAUAUAAAGCCUGAUAGCACUGGAAAUGGUGCUUUAGCUGAGAGAGCAAAAGUUUGCACUAAUGUUAAAUGUCCUUGUCCUGCUUAUGGGAGAAGGGCAGGAGACCUCAGAAAGGCCUGCGAGUUUCCAUGAGCACAGAGCAGUGUGGUUAAUACUCAAUGGUCUCAUAAAGAGUCCAUCCAACCCCUCCAUAGAAAUAAUCAUGUACAGUAUAUUAAAAAAAUAUACAGACGUCCAACAACAACAAAUACCAAAGGAGAAAAAAUGGCUGGCAUUCAAGUCAUUGGACAUUUUAAGCUACCAAUCUAAUGUCGGAUUAAUAGAGGUUUUAUUGUUUAAUCUGAAGGCUCUUGAAAAGAGAUUGUGGAUGUAACUUUAUAUGGAAACUAGAAAUAGUGUGAUCAAAUCAUAUUUGCUCUUUAUAUUGAAAUAUUCCAAAUAUACAACAUUUAGGCACUUAGAAAGUAGCAAAGACUCCGAAAACAUUGGAAACAUUUGAGUGUGUCCUGAUCUGAUGGCUGAGAUGUACUGUGUGCAGGUGCCAGAGAUAUUGAACCCAGUUCUUUUUAAAUUUCAGAGAUGGGAUUUUAUCAACGAUUGUCUCAUGUUCAGUCAACCGAUGAAUUAUGAUAUGAAAUGAUAAUGGAAAAAUAUUGUUAAACACUGUUUAUUUUGAUCCUUUCUGAAUUGGAUGAUUUCAGUUUACUUUUCUGAAAAGGUUGACUUGAAUUUUGAAAUGUUCUCUAGUUGAAGCAGACUGGGACUUUGAGGCUUUGUCUGAGCAGCACUAAGCUUUUUUCAUUGUAUGUUUCCAGACAGUUGUAUUGUGCAGUGUGAGGCUGAGGCUCAAUCCCACCAGGUGGACAGUAAAAAAAAUCUAGGGCCACAGUGUGCCUUAUGUGGACGUGGACUGACAAAACUCACAACAUUUAUUUUUUUAUUGUUUUUUUUUUACCAUAAACACUUUUCUUUCCCAAUUUUAAAACCAAAUUGUAAAAGCUGAUUGGCUUGGUACUGAAAUUCAUCAUUGAGCUGUUUAAGCUUUACUUGAAUUCAUCUACAAUAAUGUAUCUGUACUAGCCACUACUUCAGAGCUGUGUCUCUGUCAGCCUCUAUAGAUCCACAACUGGUGUGUCCUCCGCCUCAGCCCCACACCAAGGUUACUCUGACACAGGCUACACUGAGUCUCAGAACACUUGCGUUUUUCCAAAUUGACCUUGAUAUGUUUUGUUUUUUUUCCAAUGCUGUUAUCAAAGAUUUUUGGUUAUCCUAUCUGAGAAGGCCAUAAAACAAAGACGACCAACAACUAUGAUAACAAUUAUAACUGUAAAUAAUCAAACGAAGCAGGACGGGGUGACUGUUAAUAUUGAGAUUUGAAGGGGUUAUUUGCUUUGCUUUGUCAUUUUCCUGCACACCUGAUAUUUUUCCGUGUUUUCCAUCAGGCUCUUGAUGCACAGCAAGCUGAGCGCAGCAUAUGCAGUACGGCACUAUGCGCAGCGUGGCUCUGGCACUUACACAGACAGCCCUGGGUCCUUCAGAGAGGCAGGCUGCUGUCUGUUGGCUGCUCUCAGCCAAGUGGGGACAGUUUGCACUUGGAGUCUUUCUCAGUCUCUGGGGAUACAAAGGUUGGCAUACAGGGAGGAGGAUUAAAUACGGGUGGUGGGGGAUGGCUGGAUGUUGUUUUCAGGGAUGAGGUUAGAAAGCCCAGGUGACGGACUUAUUUGCUGAGCAAUGGUUCAGUGUUGGUCCUCUAAAGCUGGUAGGAAUUGCAUGGCCACAAUAUGAUAAGAAUUGUAAUACAAAGGAGGUCACCACAGAUUUCACAUUGGGGAACUGCAACAAGGAGAAUGUUGCGGAUCUCUUUUGUCUCUAUGUAAGUACUACUCAGGUGGAAAAUACACUGCUAUGCAUUGGGUUUCAAUGUCUGCUAAGUUUAUGGUAUGUCUAAUCACCCUCCAAGUUCCAUCUCUGUCUUUGCCUUUCUUGUUCAUACCAAUAUUUAACAUAAUAGUUCCCAGAAAGAUAAAAACAGGAACAGUUCCCUCAUUGUAAAGUGGCUGUGACCAGCCUAUUUCUCCAUCUAAUAUUGAUCCAGUGGAUUGUUUGUUGGAGGGAAGGAAGCCACUGGAGAUUCAGUCUUAUUAGUCAGACUGUAACAUUUCUGAAAGGAGAUGGGGUUGGAGAAACAUGGGGGGUGUAUGUUCUCUUACUUUCUUCUCCCAUCGCUCUCCCUCUCUCUGGACUCAGACUGUACAUCUUUGCUGCCGACUGGCCUUUGAUCAAAGAUCACACACCCUCAGCAGGGGGAAUCGACAGGAGAGAAAGGAGGGAGAGGGGAUUGGAUGAGAUGUGGAGUAAGAGACAGUUUCAGUUUUCAGUCACCUAAACCAAUUUAGGAUACAUUCCAUAACUUCAUACUGUGAUUCCCACUUUGGAGUUUUUGGCAGGUAUAAAGGAUGUGAGUUGGAGACGGCAGGAGGAAAUGGUCAACAUUUUGCAGUUGGCUGUUUCAGUCAGUCCGUCUAGCCUCACUAUCCCUCUACUGUGUGACAGACAGACAUGUAGACAGACAGUUAAAAAGGCCCCUGGCGCACCGCUAUCCAACUGCCUUUUUUCAGCUUCUGCGAUUGUAACAAAAGCACUUUGCGAAAGGCCAUCCUGAAUUUUGUGUGCUUUUAUUUUAUGGUUAUCACUAUUGUUAUAAUUGUGUUGUUCCUGUUUAUGUUUUUUUUGUUUUGUUUUCUCAGUGCAGAUGAUUAUUUAAAUGCAAAAAAAGAAAAAACCAACAUGAUGAAAAAGAAAAAAAAAGAAAAAACUUGAAUAUUUGCUAUCUGGAUUGACAGGUGGUCGGAGCUGCCACCUCAUCUGGACAUAAACAAACACAUCUCUGUUCUCAUACCUGUUAUAUGCAGCUUAUUGCAUAGUCACACAAAGGUAGGGGGGGUUACAGGACAGAUCUCCCCCUACCUGCUCUCUGCUUACUGUCUCAGAUCUUAUUGGGAGAAAGGUCAUUUGAUCUCAUUUUGGGAGACUCCUUUUCUUGAAAAAGAAACCUGUAUAACAGUUGCAAAGCUUUCUGAGAAGGCUAGCUGUGCUGAAUGUUAAACAUGCAGUGUUGUAUCCACUGCAGAAUCUCUUUGUCUGCAAUAACGCCCUGUCUGUUGUUAAAGGCUGGAUCUGGUAUCCAUACAGAGCAUAGGUGAUUAUGAAAGACGGAUGAAAUGGCCAAAUGAUCAUCAUGCACUUUUGCAAAUCAGUACGGCAAAUUUUGUUGGCCUUAACAUCUAUGUCAAAUCAAGAUUAUUGCAGUAGAGUGGAAAGAGUAAUAUUGAUCAUAAUAAGCAUUCAAUAAAUCUAUAGUUCAGUAAAUGGUUUAACUUGGGAGAGAAAGGAAUAGGCUACUAUUUAUAAUAGAUUGAUUUGUAACUGUGAUCAUUAUGAUAAUCCUUGUUUUUUCUGAUGUACAUUUGAAAUGGCAGAAUGUGUCCCGAUUCUCAAUCCCGGACAUAACUGUAAAUACACACGGCGUCACGUUAGGCGGAAAACUGCUGCUCCACUUCUCUCUGUGUGUUCAAACUUUCAUCCUUGUUGCACAGCUGACCACACCCCACCUUGUUUUUUCACAACAAGUGUACCCCAAAGGCAGAAUACCUGCUGUGAGGAAGUGCGACGUCAGCGAAUGUUUUAACCUGCAGAGUGCAGCAGCAGCCGUUCUCCUCUUCUACGUGAUUCAGAGUGGAUUUACUUUUUUAAUCAAACCCCUUUCUCUUCACAAAGGUUGUUGUUUUUUUUUUUUUCUUAGCAUAGCAGUCUGUCAGUCCAUAUCUGUUGGAAGCUGCAGGGGGGGAAUAUAGGUGAUUUUUGGAGAAUUUGCACUUUUUGGCGAUGAAAAGAAAUUGUAUUGUAUAUGAGACCACUAAAUCCACACAGUCUAAACCAUAUAAUUCCAUUUUGUGUCAUUUUUUUUGUUCUGUUCUUUUUUUUUAAUAUAUCCAAAAAUGUCUGGCAUCUGGUUGUCUGGUUUAAAGAAUAUAAAAUCUUUCUAUUAAAAACAAUGGUUGCAAA
This is a messenger RNA of Dicentrarchus labrax (European seabass), 9949 nucleotides long. RefSeq names its product zinc finger and BTB domain containing 7a (gene zbtb7a). Gene Ontology annotation, molecular function: protein binding; RNA polymerase II cis-regulatory region sequence-specific DNA binding; DNA-binding transcription factor activity, RNA polymerase II-specific. The coding region runs from base 202 to 2133 and encodes 643 amino acids. NCBI's taxonomy places the organism in Eukaryota, Metazoa, Chordata, Actinopteri, Moronidae. Gene Ontology annotation, biological process: regulation of transcription by RNA polymerase II. The record is from RefSeq and is a predicted model, not a curated record. The transcript is spliced from 4 exons.